Molecule: messenger RNA, 5370 nt
Organism: Pantherophis guttatus
Lineage: Eukaryota; Metazoa; Chordata; Lepidosauria; Squamata; Colubridae
Gene: PLCXD2
Product: phosphatidylinositol specific phospholipase C X domain containing 2
Biological process (GO): lipid metabolic process
Molecular function (GO): phosphoric diester hydrolase activity
Source: RefSeq, a predicted model, not a curated record
GGGGGGGGGGGGGGGGGGGGGCAGUCCCCCCGACUUGGCAGCUUUUCCCGCCGCCCGCCGCCCGCGGAGCGAGGUCGGUGUCCUCAUCAGCCUCCUUUGCCUUCGCCACAGGGAUGCAGGGGACUUUAAGCGCCGGCCAGGCGCGGCGUCCCAGGCAGAGCGAGGGCGCGGCAGUCGCUCUCUCGGUUUGGCAAGUUUCCCGGAGGAUGACAGAAGAGGAGCCUCUGCCGGCGCUUACUCCAACGCGCUGCAGCUAGGAGCGCGAACCGCCGUGGACGGGAGAAGCAGCCGCUCGGCGCAUCAGCGUUCCCGAAGCCGGAGCUGAAGGCGAGGAAUGGCAACCCAACGCAGCAACGCAGACUGGAUGGGCUCCUUGCCGCCCGUCCUCAGCGCCCUGCCGCUUUCUACGCUGGCCAUCCCAGGUUCACAUGACUCCUUCAGCUACUGGGUGGAUGAGAAAUCUCCUGUGGGACCAGAUCAAGCCAUAGCAAUUCGGCGAAUAGCUAAAAUUCCUUUGGUAAAAAAGCUAAUGAAGAAAUGGUCAGUAACACAAAAUCUGACAUUCAAGGAGCAGCUUGACAGUGGAAUACGCUAUUUUGACCUCCGUGUAUCUUCCAAACCAGGUGAAGCAGGACAGGAAAUCUACUUUAUACAUGGCUUGUUUGGAACCACAGUAUGUGAUGGACUUAUGGAGAUAGAUAACUUCUUAACCCAUCAUCCUAAAGAAGUAAUUUUUCUGGAUUUCAAUCAUUUCUAUGCCAUGGAUAUGAAUCAUCACAUGUACCUUAUCAGCAAGAUUGAAGAAAUACUUGGAUCAAAACUCUGCACAAAAGAAUGCGUAGAAAAUGUAACACUGCAAAGUCUUUGGGAAAAGCAACAGCAGGUUCUUGUUUUCUAUCAUCAUUCUAUAUGUGAAACAUACCCCGUCCUAUGGGCAGGGAAUAAAAUGCCAGCUCCCUGGGCAAACACAACUAAUGUACAUAAACUACUGCAGUUCUUGGAGACCACCCUGAAUGAGCGAGCAAAACAUGGAACUUUCCAUGUUUCCCAAGCUAUUCUCACACCAAGAGUCAAAACUGUUGCACGGCACCUCAGCCGUGGCCUGAAAAACACUCUUGUUCACAGAAAUCUUCCUUUUAUUUUGAACUGGGUGAAGUUACAGAAACCAGGAAUCAUGGGAGUUAACAUCAUUACUUCAGACUUUGUGGAACAGGUAGACUUUGCAGCUACCAUCAUUGGAUUAAAUAAUCUCCUUUUAGAAGGUAAACAAAUCCUGAUUGUUUAAAGGGGAGAUUCAUUUAGGGGUAUUCCAUUCAUAUUGAUUACUCUAUUUCAACACUCCCAACCAUUUUUCUGUUUGACACAGUAUGAAGACAAAAUACUUACAUUGACCUCAAUACAUAGAGCUAAACUUGCAGCAUAGCACGUCCUUCUCUGACACACAUAGGAACAUUGUGCCUGCCUCUGUGGAAAUACAGGAUGUGAUGCUGGCUGACCAACUGGAGCUCAGCGCUACAACACAUGGAAAUUAUUAGCAGAGGCCUCUUCAUGGACUUGCUGAGUAUGUACAUCCUGCAUAUCAUGAAACCCGGAACUCUGGCUCGAAGGAUAAUAAUAAAUUAUAAGCUUGGCUUCAUCAGGUUAGCCAACAGUUUACCUCUGUGGAUACCUCAGGCAGAAAUAUGUGCUGCGCUUGUUUCAUUACUACUGUACAGUAUAUAUUCUGCUACCUCGGUCAUUCUUUAGGGAAAUAUCAUUUCUAUUGUUUGCUGUGGUAAAUCUUUGGUAAAUACAGUAAUGUGUGUAAAUGUGAGUUAAUUAUGUGUUUAGACCUCCAUUUUUUACUUGAACUUGCAUUUUAAUUUAUUAUUUUGAAGUAUCCUAACUGGGUACAAAGAGGAAUUAUUUUAAAUGCAACACUAUUUAUUUUGUGGAUUUUUUUUUUAAGUCCUAGAUUUAGAAUCACUUCUGAGAAGUAAGAGGCUAAUACCACCUAACCUUUAACUCAUUCUGGCAUAAUUCACUUCUAGCAUAUUGGAAUUUGCACAGAAGAAUGUAAAUAGGAUAUGGUACUCCAGGGUACAAUGUAUCAGCCAUUUUGUAGAAUUUAUUAAUACAAUACUUUUCAAAUUGUAAACAAUAUUUAUUUAUUUAUUUAUUGUAAAAAAAAAAAGUAUGCUAUCCUAUUGAAAGGUUGUAGCUGGAGAAUUUAUAGUUAUUUUCCUAAAUAUCUGUUUGGAAAUUUCAUAUAAUACAUUUAUAGUACUUUGCAUUCUUAACAUGCACUGAAUGUUUUAAUGAGGAGGGAAGAAAAGAUUUGAAACAAGUUUGCUUCAAGUUUGGAGCAAACAAGUAUUCUUCAGAAAUACCAGUUGCAUAUUGGAUGUUCUGAGUAUCCAACCUAUUUCAGGGAUCAUUUCAGCCACUGCAACGAUGAACAGACAAUGAAGGCAGUAUUGACAUGUCAUCCGAAAAGACUGACAUACCUUAAUUUUCUGCAGGGCUUGGACUUCUUUUAUUCAUUCAUUCAUUUAUUUAUUCAUUAUUUAUUUAUUAAAUGCAUAGGUGGCAUAGACACUGGGCUAUUUGCAACUGUGAAAAACAAUCAAAACCAUACAAUAUAGAAUUGAAAGGAAGUCUGGAGAAGAAUAGCAAUCAAUUAAACAAGCAAAAGAGUCUGCAAGGGGUUAGACUCCAUGCUAAUCCAGGUCCUGGGAAUAAAGCCACGUUUUAAGGAUUUGCCUAAGCAGGAUCAGGAUGUUUUAUCAUUGUUACAACCUGAGGAGGAAAUCAUUGGGUAUCCACAGGAAAUAUCCUAAAUGAGUGUUUUUCAACCUUAGUCACUUGAAGAUGUAUGGACUUCAACUUCCAGAAUUCCUCAGCUAGCUGUGCUAUGCUAUGCUGACUUGGGAAUUCUGGGAGUUGAAGUCCACACAUCUUCAAGUGGCCAAGGUUGAAAAACACUGUCCUAAGUGAUUUAAGUUCUUCUGGUGGUUGAUAACUAAGGGAUUACCCUCAGUUUUUGCUGUAUAUUUAUUUGAAUAAAAUAAUUAUUUCCUGUUACAUCAUGGCAACAACAUUUUACAGUUUUUUUUUUGUGUGUGUGUGUGUGUGUGUGUGUAGAGUUUAAGACUUUGCUUUCAAGUUGAAGUUUUAGCAUAAAAGAACAAUGAAAAUAUAUGGUGUUUUUGUCAUUGGGAUUAAGAAAAGAAUUCUAGUGGUCUCAGAUAAGGAGAUUGAAGCCUGCCCUUAAGGAAUUUUUAUUAUCAUAUGGGGGAGAGAUUUUUCACUAUAAAGCUCUGAGUUGUUUGCAUCAUCCUCAUCCUCAUUGAAAUCUGUACCACUUUAAACUCUUAACUCAGAGGUGAACCAUGCUGGUUCAGGAACUCUGGGAGUUGAAGUCCAUAGUUCAUAAUGUUGCUAUAAUUGUCCAUCCUUUUCUAACUUGUACUAUUUAUGACCUAAUUCACAAUUUGACAAGUCUCCCUUCUUUGAACUUGAGGUAUAUAUUUAUAAUAAUCCACUGGGCUGAAAUCAUUUUUGUAGUCUAUGAAAAUCACUUGAUGUUUGAUUAUUGAUGAUUAAAUAUUGAUUAAAAUUUAAUCCAAAGUAAACCAGUAUUAAUAUUUAAUUAAGCUGUUAUAUUAAGCAGGUUCUUUUGGCAAUUGUUGAUUCCGUACCUGGAAAAGGAUACAGAUGAACAAGGCCAGUAUUGUCAGGACUUUGUAUGCAUUUUCCACUGUUAAUUUAUUUUUCUGUUAAUUAUUUAUAGAGUAUUCCAAAUCAUUACAUUCGCAUUCUAGUAGAGUAUAGGACUUUCUUAGGAAAGGCACUGGAAAGCUGGUGGAUUGCACCUGCUUUUGUGAAGUAUUUUGCAGCUCGGUGCUUGCCUUUAUGAACUUUAUCCAAGAUUUGCAGAAUUUGGCCUGUUUGAUUAAUUCCAUUAUGAUCUGAAAGUCUUACAAAAUUCUAUGGUUAUCUUCACAUAGCAAGACCGCUUUAACAAAACAAUUGCUGGGGGGGUGGGUGUCACAUAACAUCUAUACCCAGACAAUAAUGGUUCAGUGUGGUGACUUGUUCACAACCUUGCUGCAAGUAUACCAGUGUUUCACAACAACAAAAAGUGGUUUGAACCGCCUUUUUCAGAUUUUUCUUAAUUUUUUAAGAUUAUGUUUUUUGUUGUAUUGAUAAUAUUUUUUUUUUGGUUAGGUAUAAAUGGGAUUUCUUCUUUGUAUGGGGAUUUCUUUUAUUUAUUGUAAACUGCCUAGCUUGUCUGAAGCAGGCUAUAUGCAGAUUUUUAUAUAAAUAAACAUUGGGCUAUAAAUUAUUCUACACAAUUUCAUCUAAUGUAACACAUGGUCCAAACUCAACCUUUAAGUAUUCUCUGUAUACUUUUCCACAGGAAACCAUUUCAGGGGAACCCAAGUGUUGGAUUUUGUCCAUUGAGGAAAUUGUAAAUACUGUACUAUGUUAUACAAUUCCAACCUCACUCAUUCAUACAUUCAUGAGGCUCGGCAUUAUCAGCCUUCUUCAGAUGGCCUUCCUGUCUAGAUGGCCAACCAUUAAUCCACUUUAUUUCUCUGAAAUCUGUAGAAUAUUAGCACUGUAUCUUUCUUAUAUUUAGCUGCUUCAUAAUUCCUGUUUUUCAGUUAUACAAUUUCUGUUAUUUUACCUGAAGUGACUGUUGAUAGCAGUGUAUUGUUCUUCCCUUCAGGUCUCUCAGAUAAUUAUGUCAUGAAAAAUAGCCAAUUUUAUGCACCAAUUUUUGGGUAAUGUUUUUUCUUAUCUUUAUUAUUAUAAUAUGUAUUUUUAACUACUGUAUGAUUCUCCUAAUCAUCAAGAAACUGAACUAAUCUUCAGAAAUAUUUGUUUUUAUUCAGGGGGAUAAAUAGGAAAUAAAGCUUUUCUUUUAUAUUUCCAAUUUUGUACCCUAAAUCAUAAUACUGAUAUUUUGAUUUAUAUUAAUAAAAGUGAAGUAUGAGUAUAUAUGGUUGCAAAUUAAUAAAAUAUUAGAAUAUUAUGUAUAUUUUCUUUAAAUACUGUAUUUGUUAUCUCAUUUUAUGUGAAAUCUGAAGGAACUCAGAUUUCUUACUUUUUUUUAGACUUUGAUUUUUAUCCCUAACAUUGUACAUUUCAACUUUUUGUUUAGAAUGCCAGUUUUACUAUUAUAUGUUUAUUGCAAUUGUUUUGAGUAUUGUAAAAUGAGAAUACUUCAUUUUAUUUGUGCACAUAACAUCCACAGUAUUUUUUGUCUUUCCCAUUUAUUUAGUGCUUUGUUUUUAAUCCUGAAAAGCCUGGAUGUAACUGUGCUAUCUGGAUGAAUACCAUACAGUUAUUGUAUGCACAAUAAAAGUUUUUUGAUAUCUAGUA